Messenger RNA from Sinocyclocheilus anshuiensis, 1941 nucleotides. Its product is annotated as solute carrier family 35 member G1-like. The record is from RefSeq and is a predicted model, not a curated record. Gene Ontology annotation, biological process: regulation of cytosolic calcium ion concentration; calcium ion export across plasma membrane. Gene Ontology annotation, cellular component: plasma membrane; endoplasmic reticulum membrane. Lineage: Eukaryota; Metazoa; Chordata; Actinopteri; Cypriniformes; Cyprinidae. The transcript has a single exon. The annotation marks the transcript as partial.
AUAACCUUUUAUUUUGUCAGUACUGGCUUUUUGGGACCAAGAGAGAUGCGAAUCUACCUGUUCCUCAGAGGGUUCCUGGGCUCCAACGCCAUGAUCUUGUUGUAUUAUGCAGUUCUGCAGAUGCCCCUAGCGGAUGCCACAGUUAUAAUGUUCAGUAAUCCAGUCUUCACAUCCUUGCUGGCUUGGAUUUUCCUCAAGGAGAGGUGCACCAUAUUGGACGUCAUUUUUACAGUGUUUACGCUCACCGGCGUCAUACUGAUAGCCAGACCUCCCUUCCUCUUUGGUGGCAAGCUGUCUGGGAUCGAAGGAGACUACACCAAUCACAUCAAAGGCACGGUGGCUGCCUUCAUGGGGGCGAUCGGAGCGGCUUGCACUAUGGUCAUUCUGGGAAAAAUAGGGAAAAGUGUUCAUUACUACCUCUCUGUGUGGUACUAUGCAGUUAUCGGACUCAUUGAGUGUGUCAUCGUUUUGUUCAUCUUGGAUGAAUGGACCAUUCCGUCCUGCGGCUGGGACAGGUGGAUGCUCAUGGCCAUCGGGCUGCUCGGUAUAGCCGGCCAGACGUUCCUUACCAAAGCCCUACAGAUUGAGAAAGCAGGACCUGUUGCACUGAUGAGGACUAUGGAUGUGGUCCUGGCGUUCAUCCUGCAGUUCCUAUUCCUCAACCACAAACCGACAUGGUGGAGUCUGGGAGGAGCGCUGUGUGUGAUUAGCAGCACUAGUGGGGUGGCCCUAAGGAAGUGGUAUAACAGCAUAAAAAAUAAGACCUGAUUCAUAUUAUAGUGAGAUGAAAAGAGAUUUUGUAUGUUUGCUACAAAUAAUUGCUGCAUUAGUUACCAAAGAAGCUGUUUUACUGUAAUAAUAUACAUUGAAAGUCUGAGGCUUUUUCUUUGAUUUGAGUACCUUACUGUAUGCAGUAUGUACAGUACAGUAUAUAACAGGAUUUUUAGUGAUUUUGUAUUUUCUUAUCCUUUCGUGAAGACAGCAGAUAUUCUUUAACUACUGUUGAGACAGUAUUGCUUUAUCAUAUAGAGAGUAUAGUAGACAACGUAAUAAUAGACUGCUGGUCAGGAGCUGUGCUUGAUGUGUGUAAAAAUCACCAAAAAUGUCAGUUCCAUCAUUUUCUCACCCUCAUGCCGUUGCAAUUGAUUUUUUUCCAUGGAACAUAAAAGGAGAUGUUUUUGAUUCUCAAAGUCACACUAUUCCAUACGUUCCAUAUGUAUGCCUUCAUUUAUAGUCUUUUGAAAUAUCUCCAUUUUUCUUCCAUGGAAGGAAGUUUGGAACAACACUAGGAUAGGUAAAUUAUUACAGGAUUUUAUUUUUUUGGGCAAACUAUCCCUUUAAAAACCCCUUUGCAUUUUGUCGUUGACAAUGUACUGUAACUGGCAUUUAUUUUAAAAGGAAGACGCAGGGUCAACAGUUUGUCUGAAUAUUUUUUCAUGCUCAAAUUAAGGUUCGUUCUGUUAAGUUCUGAAUUAUAUGUGCUUAAAGCUGAAUAUGCAAUCAGUAAUAUGUUCUGAACCUUGAUGGACCACUUGAACUAGAUAUAUGCACAGGUUUGCUACACAAAUAUUUGCCUGAUAUAGAAUGAGUCGCACCUAUUUAUUUAUUGGACAUGUAUCUUGGCACAAAGAUGAGUUAUUGUGAGUUGUUACAAGAGGCAGUGACUAUCAGUAAUGGCUGUUCUUCUGCAGUCCAGUCACUUUGAAAUGGGGCUCUUCAGUUUGCUUGAACUUUACAUUUAUUUAAUUUGAUAAUUUUAUUUAAACCUGUUUGUUUAAACUGACCUAAAACCACUUUACACUGACUUUUGUCAAUUUAUCUUUAUUAAAAGCACUAUUAACGGUUUACUGAUACUUCACCAGAAAUUUAUGGACAUGCUGCCUUAAGAUUUUUUCUUUUAUCUGAUGAGAUUUCUGUUAAUAAUCCAUUUAUAUAAGAGCA